Molecule: messenger RNA, 696 nt
Organism: Cercospora beticola
Lineage: Eukaryota; Fungi; Ascomycota; Dothideomycetes; Mycosphaerellales; Mycosphaerellaceae
Product: nucleoside deaminase
Biological process (GO): tRNA wobble adenosine to inosine editing
Cellular component (GO): cytoplasm; nucleus
Molecular function (GO): tRNA-specific adenosine-34 deaminase activity
Source: RefSeq, a predicted model, not a curated record
AUGCACUCACUCAUCUCCAUCGCGCUCUUAAGCGCAUACGCCGCUGGAUUCGCACUGGGUCAACAACAGCCGAUCGCCGAGUCGCAUCUAACCAUCAAUGGCAUUCCCUUCAGUAUUCGAGCGCAUUGGAUGAGAAGAGCCAACCAGGCAUUGGCAGAUCUGGUCUCACCAUGCCCCUUUGGUGCCUUCGGAACUGCGAUUGUCAAUCAUACCGCUGGCGAUGGGCUCGGUGAGCUAGUUUGCAUCGGAGCAAAUUCUAUUGGCUCGACAGGCAACCCAACGUUGCAUGGAGAAAUCGCCGCGAUCAAUAACUGCACCACAGUCCUGACCAAUCCCGAAGGACCUUACGGCCUCAGCGCAAGCGAAGCACAACGGGCCUUUGCCAGUCUGUCUCUCUACACGAAUGCCGAAAGCUGUCCAAUGUGUGCUUCUGCUAUUCGCUGGGCCGGCUUCAAGGAGUACAUCUACGGCACCUCGAUCGAUGCGCUGAUCCAGAAAGGCUGGGGCCAGAUCCGCAUCAGCUCCAUGGAGGUCUUCGAGCAGUCGUUCGAUCUGAGCAGCUCAACUCGUCUCGUAGGCGAGGUUCUCACGAAUGAGACCGAUCCAUACUUCUCAUGGCAGUACGAUCCGAGUAACGCAUGCCCUGCAGGUUGUACCAGGAUCGAAGGCCAAUGUGCGCGCACCGAUCAGCAAUAG